AACAGUUGUAACACUGCGGUAAGCCAAGUAGGUAUCAGACUAGCAAGCUAAGCACUAGGACAGUGAAAGAGUAUAAACAAUGGCUACAGAGUUAACUGAAGAAACACUGCAAGAUCUUUAUGCCUGGAUUGAUAAAAUACCGCUUUCCAGGCCGAAGAGGAACAUAGCGAGGGACUUCGGUGAUGGAGUGAUGGCUGCUGAACUUGUGAAGCACUUCUACCCCAAAAUGGUGGACCUCCAUAACUACACCCCUGCAAACUCUACCCAACAGAAACUAUCCAACUGGACUAUCCUCAACAGGAAGGUGUUUUCCAAGUUUAACUUCCACAUACCCGAAGAAUGCGUGAGGAAGAUCGCGUGCAGCACCCCUGGAUCCAUCGAGCCAGUUCUCUGUACACUGAGAGAGAGGAUGGAGGCUGGGCCGAAGGAGAUAGCUCAGGAGGAGAGGCAGAAUUUGGAGUACUACCAGAUCUCUAACGGGAAACAGCAUGCAGAGUUGAUCCAGAUGCCGGCGACGCCCCUUUAUGUGAAACCAACCCCGGGGGGACAGGAGGAGAAGCAGAAAAUGAGCUCUGGGCCUAUCACAGCGCAGAACUCACAGAUGGACCAGACACUGCGCUGGUUGGUGGAGGAGAAGGACAGAGAUCUGCUAGCCCUGCAGGAGACGGUGGAGAUCUUGCAGGUGAAGGUGAGCCGACUGGAGCACCUUCUACAGUUGAAGAAUCUGCGCAUCGAAGAUUUAACCAGACAUGUGGAGCGAUACAAGAAGAGGGCUAACAAGAAAUAGUGUGGCCACAGAAGGGUACCCCAUUAAAGACCAGUUACGCCAUUUACUCACAUAAUGGACACUUCUAUCCAAUAGGACUUCAGCUACUUGCCGAACGGAAUUAGCCUAAUUCCCUUUUGCAGGGUCCAAACUACAGCUCGACCUCGGGGCUUGAAUAUGCAACCCUUGUACAUCCUUAACUAAUAGGACACCACUCACUUCACAGCCUGAUACUGGACUAAUGCAGUGGUUCCAAAUCCUGUUCCUGGUGUCCUGCCCCCCUGCCAGAAUGUUUUCAUUCCAAACUACAGUGCUUUCAACCUGCCAAACUCAUUAUUAGCCUUUUAAGGACAAUAUAAGCCUAAUGGAGGUAGGGUUGGAAUGAAAACAUUUUGGCAGGGGGGAUUUGAGGUACCAGGAACAGGAUUGAGAACCACUGGACUGAUGUUAAAUUAAAGGAAUGAGAAGCA
Molecule: messenger RNA, 1236 nt
Organism: Brienomyrus brachyistius
Lineage: Eukaryota; Metazoa; Chordata; Actinopteri; Osteoglossiformes; Mormyridae
Gene: spef1
Product: sperm flagellar 1
Exons: 7
Coding region: 80-787 (235 amino acids)
Biological process (GO): regulation of cytoskeleton organization
Cellular component (GO): axoneme
Molecular function (GO): microtubule binding
Source: RefSeq, a predicted model, not a curated record